AUGGUAAUCUUGGUGGUUGUACCAACUUCUGAUAAAAGAGGGAAGGAGCACAAGUCAGGAUUUGGAGGACCAGCGGUCAGCUCUCUGUACCAAGAAGAAACAAUCAGGGAGGAAGACAAGAACAUAUUUGAUUAUUGCCGAGAAAAUAACAUCGAGCACGUCACGAAAGCCAUCAGUUCCAAGAAGGUGGAUGUUAAUCUUAAAGAUGAGGAGGGGCGAGCACUGUUGCACUGGGCAUGUGACCGUGGCCACAAGGAGCUGGUAUCUGUGCUUCUGCAGAACAAUGCUGACAUCAACAGCCAGGAUGAUGAAGGCCAGACUGCUUUACACUAUGCCUCCGCAUGCGAGUUCGCAGAUAUAGUGGAGCUCCUGCUCCAAGCCGGAGCCGACCCGUCAAUCAAGGACAGGGAGGGAUCUCUGCCGGAAGAGGUGACCGAUUCCAAGGAUAUUUCUUCUCUGCUGCGUCAGUACGCCACCUCCAAAGGCUAGGGAAGGCAUGAGCAGAGAGCAGCGCGCACCAUAUCGGCAAUACAGUCUGCAUCCUGUACAGCUUAACAUUCCAUGGAAUGCAUUAACUAUUAAACCAGUGAUAAGUAAACCAUUUAAUGGCUUCGAUAUUUGUUCAAGGAUCCCAUCAGACAAGACCCAUAUGUCUGGCUCUCACCAUCCUGUGGUUGAGAGAGAGUAAGCCAGCUCUGAUGGUUUUAGAGAAGCUAUUUAAAACACUUUCAUUUCAUUGUUUGAUGUCUUUGGCUGAAAGACCCAUAUCCAUCUGCCCUGUAUGAUCAGGGGUUCCCAAAACUGUUGUCCCAGGACCCUGCUGGUGUCCUCUUAGAUGUUUCAGAGAACAAAAAAAAACAUUCUUCACUAGAAAUCAAACAAAUAUAAUCAACACUUACUCAAUAAUCAGUCAACAUCCUGGAUAUGACGAUAACGUCUUGACUGAGUGUUGAGAAUGUUACAAAUGUUGCGGUGCUGUUUUUGAGCAUUAUAUUAUAUCAUUUUAUAUCCAGGAGGGUCUUUUCAGCCAGAAGAUUUUGUAAACUCAUAAACCCCUACAAUAGAUUGCACUCUAAAAUUGUGUCCAAUUCAUUCCUGUCAUCACAUUACUGGGAAGUAACUGGUUUCUGCAUUGUUUGUUUCCAACAAUAAAACAAUAGUGUUUUAAUGUGCAGUGUA
Messenger RNA from Lepisosteus oculatus (spotted gar), 1179 nucleotides. The record is from RefSeq and is a predicted model, not a curated record. NCBI's taxonomy places the organism in Eukaryota, Metazoa, Chordata, Actinopteri, Semionotiformes, Lepisosteidae.